UCCGUUUGCUUGGGAAAUCAAUAGCGUGGGGAGGAUGACCUGCCACUAAUCUGCAGCCUCGUUCGUCUUUUCCCGCACGGCAGGCCCCGUUCCUCUUACCGUCGUCCAAUUCAUGACGCUAACUGCCACCGCCGGCGCCGAGUGCGACGCUGCGCUCGGUCACGGCCGAAAUCCGGUAGGAACCACGGCGCCUUUUUUAGCAAAGUUCAGGCGUGCAUUUCCAAGCCAAGAUUGGAUUUGUAUCCACGCCACGCCACUCACCUGACAGCGGAGGCGCCGCUGGCCCCUGCCUCUGCCGGAGGUGCGAACUGCCUCGUCGGCUUCACCACCCGCGCACCACGUGUCCGUGAGGAGCACGCCGCCGCGGCUAUAAAAUGCGGCCACAGUCCCCACUGGCAAGAUCACACUCCCUCUGCUUUCUUCCUCGAUCUCUCUAGCUAGCACACGAAGUUGUUCUCCAGGGUGGCGAUGGCUCGGUGGUGGGUUUGUGGACUCCUCUCGCUCCUGGCGGUGGCCGCGGCCGCCGCCGCUGCGGAGGGGAAUGCGGAGCCGCUGAUUCGGCUGCCGACGCAGAAGGGGCGUGACGCGACUGCAGCUCCUGCCCCUGCCCCGGCGGCGGCGGAGGAGGAGGAAGGGGUCACGAGGUGGGCCGUGCUCGUUGCGGGCUCCAGAGGUUACGGAAACUACCGGCACCAGGCCGAUGUGUGCCACGCCUACCAGAUUCUGAAGAGAGGAGGGGUAAAGGAGGAGAACAUUGUGGUGUUUAUGUACGACGACAUCGCCAAAAACCACCUCAACCCAAGACCUGGGGUCAUCAUCAACAAUCCUAAAGGGAAAGAUGUUUACGCUGGUGUUCCAAAGGACUACACUGGUGACCAGGUCACUACUAAAAACUUCUUUGCAGUUCUCAUGGGCAACAAAACUGCAGUUACUGGAGGGAGUAGGAAGGUGAUAAACAGCAAACCGCAGGAUCACAUCUUCAUCUAUUACUCGGAUCAUGGGGGUCCCGGUGUUCUUGGUAUGCCCAACAUGCCGUACCUUUAUGCUGGCGACUUGAUUAAGGUGUUACGAGAAAAGCAUGCUUCUAAGAGUUAUUCAAAAAUGGUUAUAUAUGUUGAAGCGUGUGAAAGUGGCAGUAUAUUUGAGGGUCUAAUGCCAGAAGAUCUUAAUAUUUAUGUUACAACAGCAGCUAAUGCAAAUGAAGACAGUUAUGGAACAUACUGCCCUGGGACGGAAACACCUCCUCCUCCUGAAUACAGUACCUGUUUAGGUGACGUCUACAGUGUUUCUUGGAUGGAAGAUAGUGAAACUCACAAUCUAAAGAAGGAAACAAUCAAGGAUCAGUACGAGGUGGUUAAAAAUAGAACUUCAGGCUCAGAUAGGGUCAAUAGGGGUUCUCAUGUCAUGGAGUAUGGUGACAAGACAUUCAGGGAUGAGAAGCUUUUCCUUUAUCAAGGUUUUGAUCCUGCAAAUGCCAACAUCAACAACAGGCUGCUUUUGCCUGGCCUGGAGGGUGCAAUCAAUCAGAGAGAUGCCGAUGUUCUUUUCAUGUGGAAGAGGUAUGAGCAGUUAAGUGAAGGAUCAGAAGAGAAGCUGAGGGCUCUCAGGGAAAUCAAAGAAACUGUGCUACACAGGAAGCAUCUCGACAGCAGCAUCGAUUUCAUCGGGAAGCUUCUCUUUGGAUUUGUAAAUGGGCCUUCAAUGCUUGAGGCUCCUAGAAGCUCUGGCCAACCAUUGGUUGAUGACUGGGAUUGUUUGAAGAGGAUGGUGCGGGUCUUCGAAUCCCACUGUGGAUCGCUCACUCAGUAUGGCAUGAAACACAUGAGGGCGUUCGCAAACAUAUGCAACAACGGCGUCUCCGAGGCUGGGAUGAAGGAAGCAAGCAUCAGCGCCUGUGGCGGUUACAACUCGGCGAAGUGGAGCCCACUAGCUCUGGGUCACAGCGCCUGACCCGCGCCGCAGUACAUGGGAGCAACAGCAGAUGCUUCAGAGGUUCCUAGACCUCAUAUGUGUACAUACAUGCCAUUGAUACAAGAAACUACCCCAUAGUUCGUCCCUGAUGUGUGUGUUGGGUUCAUCAGUAGUUUAUGGUCAUGCCUUUGUAAAUCAAGUUUGACUGCAAUCAAAUGAAAGGCGAUGACACAAGUAGUA
Lolium perenne is the source of this 2151-nucleotide messenger RNA. RefSeq names its product vacuolar-processing enzyme beta-isozyme 1. The record is from RefSeq and is a predicted model, not a curated record. Gene Ontology annotation, molecular function: cysteine-type endopeptidase activity. Gene Ontology annotation, biological process: vacuolar protein processing. NCBI's taxonomy places the organism in Eukaryota, Viridiplantae, Streptophyta, Magnoliopsida, Poales, Poaceae.